AUGACUCGAUUUAAUAAUAAUCAAUCAAUCAUGAUUGAUAAAUCUUCUUUACCUACCACAAUCACCAACAACACUGUCAACACUUAUAUUGACACUAACAUUGAAACCAACAAUUCUAGCAACUUUCACAUUACUAAUAUUAACACAUUGUCAGAAAUGUUAAUUACACAGUCAGACACCUCCUCCGCCUCUCUCAUUUCUCUCAAUGAGAAUACUAACACAACUAACACCACAAAUACAACUAACACUUCUGCUACUAAUAUAACAAGCACAACAACAAUAGACACUUCAGCUAAAAAAAAAAAUUACAAUGGUAAAUUCUAUAAAAGAAUUUUUUUUCAACAAUUUUCCCAAAACAACAAAUCAACACCUCCAAAAAAAAUCAAUAAAACAAGACUAAUCUUAUUAUCUGAGACAUCUGACGAGUACAAAGGAUUAAAAGAAAAGUUUCAAUAUGAACGUCCGUUAAAAAAUAGUGGCGUUCGUUAUAUAUUAAAAUUGGAAAUGCCUUCUAAGCUAACAAAAUCUCACGAGAGAUACAAAAAAAUAGUUGCAAGAUUAAAUAAUCUAUCAGUUGAUGAAGUUACCAGAAGUGCAUUCCAUGGCACUUUUAGCGCUUAUAAUCCUUUGUGCGAAAGUGGUUGUGGGAUGUGUGGUAUUAUCAGGCAAGGCAAUAAAACUAAAUGUUCAAAACAUAAAUCUUUAUUUUCAAGUAGGAAAAUGUGGUUUGCGACUGAUCCAAAUACUUCACUCUACUUUUGCACCAGUAACAAUUCAUUAAAAGCAAUGUUUGUAGUUGAUGUAAUAUCUAAAAAACCAAAACAUAUUUAUGUUACAAACAAAGAAAAGGCAACAUUACCAAGAUAUUUGAUAUUGUUUGAAUAUAAACACCAAGAUGUUUAUGCUUGA
Entrophospora candida is the source of this 909-nucleotide messenger RNA. Lineage: Eukaryota; Fungi; Glomeromycota; Glomeromycetes; Entrophosporales; Entrophosporaceae. The record is from the annotation of a GenBank genome assembly.